AUGAGCAGGUCUAUAGUCUGUAUAGAAGAGUUUAUCAGUACGUAUAAAAUCCCAAGCGAUAUCUGUGAGCGGUUUUUACCCUGUGAUCCUAACGUAUGCGUGGUGGAUGCAACAGAGUUCGAACGGUUCCGAAGAUCGCGAAAAAGACGUGCGGAAGAUAGUUCCUCCGAUACUUGUUGUUAUAAGAAUGGUGUUGCCAGGUUUGCCAACGUUUCGGAGCAAAACAGCAUGACAUUGGCCAGCUGGACUGCAGAGAGAGUUCAGUCGUCUUUGACAGCCAAGCCAACGGAAGACUUUGAUUGGGGUUCUUUUGAAAUCAUAGACUCGGAGUCUGGGGCCCUGACAUACGCGACUGAAGACGUUUCUCCGAUUUUGUGCAUGAGUAACGAAUUUGCCGAGGCAGACCGUACGGAGGUGGACGUUGUGGAGAUUCUUCAAAGCAGCGAUUUUCAACACUCCAGAUCCAACGCCAGCAGUCCACCUUUGGCACAUCUGGGGUGA
This is a messenger RNA of Lachancea dasiensis, 501 nucleotides long. The record is from the annotation of a GenBank genome assembly. NCBI's taxonomy places the organism in Eukaryota, Fungi, Ascomycota, Saccharomycetes, Saccharomycetales, Saccharomycetaceae.